AUGGCUUUCUGGAAGCGCCGGACAGAAAGCAAAUGUUCAGGACCGUGCUGGCGUGACGGCACGGCGCCACCAGCACAAUAUCCCGAGCCAGUGAGCUUGCCGGUACGUGGUGAUGGCCUUGCGCGACCAGAGCUUGGGGAUAGACCAGACACCUGGCAAAAGUGGCCACGCUUGGAUACACAUCAGGUAGGUCAAGUGUGCAGCCCAUCAGUGGAUGCUCUGGCCAUGAAGACGCGGCAGCGCCAACCCAAGUGCUUGGCUUCUGCUCGCGGCAGCGCGCAACACAAGGAAGAUGAUUUAUGUGAGAAAUGGGUCGUGAAGUGGGCCGGCGAACUUGAGCCUUGGUUAGUGAUCUCUCCAAGCUUUUUGCUUCUAGGAGAAGCAGCCAUGCCUUCCCUGAAGAGGGUUUUGCAGGGUAAGGCGGCAGCGACUUUGCGGAAGCAUUUCCCAGGUUGGCGGCGUUGGUGCAGCUUUGCACAGCAGCAGCAAUGUGCUUUAGUGAGCCCACCACUACAGUUCAUGGUGUGGUUUUUCCAAGCAUUGGCAGAGGCAAAACACGGAGUGUCUUCCUGUGCAAGCGCGCUGCGGUUUGUAGCUGGUGUGCUUGGAAUGUUAGAAUGGUCAGCAGCUCUAAGUAGCCCGGUGGUUGCUGCUUGGUGCAGCGAGCAAGCAUAUCGUCGAGCCCGAAAAGAAGCUUUGCCUCUCCCUUUGGUGAUAGUAGCUAUGUUUGAAGAGGCUGUGCUUGAGGACAUGAGAUUGGGAGUUUUCAGCCCUGAUACAGCGUUACUGACUGGCUUCCUCAUGAUGCUAUGGGGGGCGCUCCGCUUUUCAGAUCUGCAAAGAGUCAGGGUGCCGGAUCUGGAGAUCGGACAGGGCGUGGUCAGGGGUGAAUGUUGGCGCACAAAGUCGGCUCGGGGCGGAAUGCCUUUCGGAGCUCAGCUGAAAGUCUUGCGUUCCAUUCGUGCGGGCUGGUGCCCCCUGACACCGCAAGCGCGCGGCGGCAAAGAGCCACUGAAGGAGGUAAACAUCACCAGUGCGGCUGCUACGCCUUUGGUUAUACCUGCAGGCCUAGAGCCGCCGGCUGUGCAAGGGCUUGAGCACUGGGUUGCCAAGCUGUUGUUGUUGCGUGGCCAAUGGGGCCAGGGCUUGAGCACUGGGGAGUUGGUUGCUGCUUUCUUUCUUGUGUUUGCUGAGAUGGAUUCAGUGGAAGCCUUCGACAAGCUGUUGUCGGACCUCUCUGUUGUAGAGGGUGUGCGCGCGAAGCUCAAAGAGAGGGGAUAUACCACAGCUGCUGGAUUAUAUUGGGCAUUGGAGGCAGGUGCGGAAACCACAUUUCAGCAUGUGCUGGAGGCAGCUUCUGUGGAGGUAGGACAGGCAGCUUCUAUUAUGCAGACCUUGGAAGCAGGUAAGCUGCGCAGACUCUUGUGUGAUUGCAAAAGACUCUGUACUGUGGCGGUGCCCGCUGCACCUGAGCCAGCCUCCACCGCAAUGGUGCCUAUUUCUUCGGGUAGCCAUUUGCUGGGCAUUGAGUUGGGCCCAAAGCUUGGAUCUGAAGUAUUGCAGCAAUUGUGGUUGGACUUUGAUAAGAAGUACCCAGCGGAAGUUUUGACCGCGGAGCUGAAGCCAUGUAGGCAAUUGGUUCAGGCGAUCUAUACCCAAAAAAUGCAAGGCGAGUUAAGGUUCAUCCCUUGGCGAAACAUCUUAAGCCAGGCAGAGGCCGACAAGGUAAAGCAAUUCUCCCAAAAGAAAGAAAAGGCGUUUAUGGAUAUAUUAGCUGAAGCAGCAGGUCAGUCAGAUGUGCCAGAGGUAGAUCCUUCGGCAUCGCCUUUUGCAGUGCAGAAGCUUCUGCAUGUCCGUGCAAUUUGUUGGGCUCUCUUGGGUUGGUGCCACCUGGGAGCGGCCCGCUCUUUGACUUACAAGUUCAUUGACCUCUAUGCAGUGACGGGUUUGGGUGCUUUAGGGUUGCGUGGGCCAAGUUUGGCAGAGGCUGAGGCAGCAGAUGCUGAAUGUUGUCGGCAGCUGAGCGCGCUGAUGGCCCGUGGGCAUACGUUGGAUCAAGCCUUGCAUGAAGUGGUUGAGGUGCGCAACUCUCUCCACAUGUGGUUGCAACCGCGCCCGCGCUUCGCACCCUUGAAGCCAAGUAAUCAUGGCAAAGGCGCUGCUUCUGCACCAUAUGGUCAAGGGCUUUCGAAACAAAGCAAGAAGGGUGGCGGCAAAGGAAAAGGUAAAGAUUUAAAGAUGACCGUGGAAAUGAGGGCCCCAAGUGGCAAGUCAAAUUUUGUUGUAGCGGUCGAGCAAUCCUCGGCGGAUGAGGCUGGGGUGGUGCUCCCGCUCGAGGUUGAGCGAUCCUCGGCGGAGGAGGCUGGGGUGGUGCUCCCUCGUACUGACCAGGUUGAGCGAUCCUCGGCGGAGGAGGCCGGGGUGGGGCUCCCUGGGUGCCGCGCCUACCACUCCAUCAAGCUGAAAGAUGGCGGUGGGCUUUUCAGCACUCUAGAUUGGCAACUUCCACCGCCCGAUGCGUGGCAAGAUCGCCUUGGUUCAGUGCGAUCAGCUAUUUGGCGCACAUUGCCAUUCGGCGCAGCAUCGCGUUUGGGCGCUCUGCCCUUAGAUGGGCCCAUGUUUUCUGAAGCGGAAGUGGCAGCUAUGCGUGCGGAAGUUUGUUCAGCUUUGGGCGUUGACUUAGACUGGGCGGAGCGAUCCUUUGAGCUGACGCCUUACAAGUUCAACUUGCUGGAAGCCAUGGCUGCUAGACUAGGAGACAUGGACGUGGGUCUGUGCGCUCUGUUAAAAGAAGGGGCUCCAACGGGCGUUGGAAAGAAAAUACCGGCGUCAGGUGUAUGGCCACUUUUGGAUACGGAAGAUCCAGUUGAGGGUGCAAUACCGGAUCUAGUUCUUUGCGAUUCAAAUCACAAAUCAGCAGGGGAGGUGGAGAAGGUGCGUGCGCUGGUAGAUAUGGAAGUGCAGCAGGGUUACAUGCAGCGUAUAGGUAGUUUGGAACAAGUGAAGCAGCGGUUCCCAAGUGACAAGCUGGCUAUUGGCAAACUUGGAGUAGUAUCUUGUGAAGGAAAGGAUGAUCGUUUGAUUGGUGAUUCCCGUGCAUCGGGCGUGAGCCCGGCAGCGCAGUUCAGCGAGCGUGCGGAAGUGCCAAGUCUGUACCAUUUCUCCGCUGCUUUGGAUCGAUUUGCAGAGUGGUCCUAUAAGCAAGGAAAGAGGGCAAAGCCCAUCGCAUCUGCAGAGGACUGGUGCCUUUUCUCAAUUGACAUAAAAGGGGCUCAUAAAAGUGUCAGGACACACCCGGAAGAUGUGGGCUUAGCAGUUUUUCAGGUGGAAGGCGAGCACUUCGCCUACGUCAACAAUCACUUUGGUGCGUCCUGGUCUGCGUACUGGUGGUCAAGGCUUUCUGCCUUGCUUUUGCGUGUGAUGCACCAUGUGCUCCGCCACUGCCAUGUUGGUGGCGUAUAUGUUGAUGAUUUUUUAUGGUUGCUGCCGCGUGAGACUGCGCCGCUCAUGGCUUCAUUGUUGACAGCAUUGUUGCAAAUCUUGAAUGUGCCCAUUUCUUGGCGAAAGCUAGCGUUUGGCCGCAGCCUAUCUUACAUUGGUUGGAAGCUUUCCUUGAUUGGUGGGUUGUCAGCACAGCUGCCAAUCAAUAAGCAAGAACGGAUACUGGCGCAAGUGCAACAUUGGAUCAUUCAUCCCAGACGAGUGAGCAGGGAUGACUUGUCCAGGCUGCUUGGCUUGUUGGUAUGGGCACCACAGGUAAAGCUCACCCUGCGCCCCUUUUUAGCGCCGCUGUUUGCUGCUCUGCACCGCCCCUCACAAAAGUUGCAAUGUGUUGGCCUUCAGCAAAUUGAGGAAAUUGUUCAGCUGUUGGGAGAAAAUUUAGUGCUCGCGGCUGGUGCGAGGACUUGUGACGUACAAGCUGGUUGGCGCUUGUCAAGUGUAGGUUCACUUGUGGUACGUGAUUUGCAGCAAGCACGGCAACUGCUGGAGCAGCCGCGGCUCAAAAACGGCAAAGUUUGGCUCCGCUUCAAAGCGUGGAGCCGGACAAUGGACUUGGAUAAAGCUGCUGUGCGCUCAUUGCAGGUGCUGCAACAGAGCCUGCGUGCUAACCUCUUCAGCUGGGCAGGAUCUCAGACAGUCUUGUCUGGUGCCGCAGAUGCUUGGGCAGAUGCGACAAAGGCUGGCUUGGGCGGUUGGUUUGAAUCUUCUACUGGUUUGCAUUGGUUUCAUGUGCCGUUGCGGCGGGAAGACAUACCAGCAGACUGGGAUUUCCCCCUUUCAAUGCAGAAAGCAAUCUCCAGCUUGGAACUACUUGCGCAAUUAGCGCUGCUAUUGGCACGUGUGCGUGUGGAGGGAGCAGGCUUCAAAUAUCGAGCCGUGCUUCAUCAGCAGUCGGACAACAUGGCUGUGGUUGGCUGCUUGGCAAAAGGUUUGGCUACCAAGCCGCCCUUGGCAACGGUGCUCAUGCACCUUGCGCGGCAUUGCCUCAAGGCAGAUUGUGCUUUGGAUGUGGCGCACAUUGCUGGUGAGCGUAAUGAACUGGCAGACAGGCUGAGCCGGCUGAACGAAGAUGAAGCCAGGCUGCCGUCGGCCGCUCUUCAAGGAAACAAAGUGGAACUUACAGUGGCAGAAUUGAUGAGUGAUGUGCAGCUGUAG
Molecule: messenger RNA, 4656 nt
Organism: Cladocopium goreaui
Lineage: Eukaryota; Dinophyceae; Suessiales; Symbiodiniaceae
Source: the annotation of a GenBank genome assembly